Myiozetetes cayanensis is the source of this 7498-nucleotide messenger RNA. It is a transcript of the gene MAN1B1, whose product is annotated as mannosidase alpha class 1B member 1. NCBI's taxonomy places the organism in Eukaryota, Metazoa, Chordata, Aves, Passeriformes, Tyrannidae. The record is from RefSeq and is a predicted model, not a curated record. Gene Ontology annotation, cellular component: endoplasmic reticulum; membrane. The coding region runs from base 37 to 2052 and encodes 671 amino acids. Gene Ontology annotation, biological process: carbohydrate metabolic process; N-glycan processing. The transcript is spliced from 13 exons. Gene Ontology annotation, molecular function: mannosyl-oligosaccharide 1,2-alpha-mannosidase activity; calcium ion binding.
GGUGCGAUGGCGGCGGGCGGCCCCUGAGGCGCCGCCAUGUACGCGGGAGCCGCCGUGGGGCCGCCGCUCCGGGACUUCAUCUCCGUCAGCCUCGGCCCGGAGGGGGCGGUCGGGCCUGGCGGCUACAACAACAGCAAGGCCUGGCGGCGGCGCUCCUGCUGGCGGAAAUGGAAGCAGCUGUCCCGACUCCAGCGGAGUGUCAUUCUCUUCCUGUUUGCCUUCUUGGCAGUCUGUGGAGUCAUUUCGUACACAAGCAUGGGAGAAGCAUGGAAAAGUCUAACAAACAAAUCGUUAGAUGAUCAGAGAACAGAACAAGAAAUUCCUGGAGUAAAGCUGGCAAAUCCAGCUGUUCUACCAGCACCCCAGAAAGCAGAUGCCAACCGUGGAGACUACCCUGAGCUUUCGCUGCAGAAGCAGCCAAACCCACCUCAUGUUCGUCGUGGUCCUUCCAACCUUCAGAUCAAGGCACCACGGAGGGACACAAGGCUGAAGACCCGACACAGUACCAUCAGGGCUGUAGAAGAGCCAGUGCAGACUGAUAAAGGGGAGAAAACGGAGAAAUCUAUUAUCAGCUGGAGAGGAGCAGUGAUAGAACCUGACCAAAACACUGAACCUCCAUCCAGUAAAAUAAAGGAACCAGAAAGACCUUCAUCUGUGGAGGCUGAAGACCAGAAGGAACCAGUGCCCAUAAAUGAGCGCCAGCUGGCUGUGAUCGAAGCCUUUCGCCAUGCCUGGAGAGGGUACAAGGAGUUUGCCUGGGGCCAUGAUGAGCUGAAGCCUUUGUCCAAGUCCUACAGUGAGUGGUUUGGACUUGGGCUUACCUUAAUUGAUGCCUUGGAUACAAUGUGGAUUUUAGGCUUAAGAGAAGAAUUUGAAGAAGCAAGAAAGUGGGUAGCAAAUGAUUUAGUAUUUGAUAAAAAUGUGGAUGUGAACCUGUUUGAGAGCACCAUCCGUAUCCUGGGCGGCUUGCUGAGCACCUACCACCUCUCCGGAGAUAGCCUUUUCCUGGAAAAAGCUAAAGACAUUGGGAACAGGCUUAUGCCAGCAUUCAAGACCCCCUCAAAGAUACCAUAUUCUGAUGUCAACAUUGGCCGGGGCACUGCACAUCCCCCUCGCUGGACAUCCGAUAGCACUGUGGCAGAGGUGACCAGCAUUCAGCUGGAGUUUAGGGAGCUCUCUCGUCUCACUGGAGAUGACAAAUUCCAGAAAGCUGUAGAUGAGGUGAUGAAACAUGUUCACACCCUCUCAGGGAAAAACGAUGGACUUGUGCCUAUGUUCAUCAACACCAACAGCGGGCAGUUCACCCACUUGGGGGUCUACACUCUGGGAGCCAGAGCUGACAGCUACUAUGAGUAUCUGCUCAAGCAGUGGAUUCAGGGGGGGAAAAAAGAAAACGACCUGUUGGAAGACUAUAUGAGAGCCAUAGAAGGGGUGAAAAAGCAUCUUCUUCAGAGAUCAGCCCCCAGGAAGCUUACUUUUGUAGGAGAGCUUGCUCAUGGCCAUUUCAGUGCCAAGAUGGAUCACUUGGUUUGCUUCUUGCCGGGUACUUUGGCACUGGGAGCCCACAAUGGACUGGAUGCUGAUCAUAUGAAAUUGGCUGAAGCCCUUAUAGAAACCUGCUACCAGAUGUAUGCUCAAGUAGAGACAGGCCUGAGCCCGGAGAUCAUACAUUUCAACCUCCACGCGCAGAAGGGCUACAAAGAUGUGGAAAUCAAGCCUGCAGACAGGCACAACUUACUGCAACCAGAAACUGUGGAAAGCCUUUUUUAUAUGUACAGAUUCACUGGUGAUAAGAAAUAUCAAGACUGGGGCUGGAAAAUCUUGCAGAACUUCAAUAAAUACACACGGGUUCCUACAGGUGGUUAUACUUCCAUUAACAAUGUCCAGAAUCCCAGUAAUCCAGAGCCACGGGACAAGAUGGAGAGCUUCUUCCUUGGGGAAACGCUCAAAUACAUGUUUCUGCUGUUUUCAGACGACAUAGACUUAAUCAACCUUGACAAAUACGUCUUUAACACGGAGGCUCAUCCACUCCCUAUCUGGGCGCCAGCAUAGACUCUGCAACACUGGACCUUUCAGUGGUGGCAUUUUUAUCUCCAAGUCACUUUACUUUUCAGGGUUUGAGGAGAGAUGCUAUAUUGCACCUUUUUUGGCUACAAACAAUGAACAAAACCUUGGGGAAAGCAUCUCUGGUUUGAAGAAAUCAUGUCAGUCUUAAAUCCCUGGUUCUGGGAUGAACAAACCAUAUGAAGCUGGUUUCCCUAGUACUGAUGAUGAGGUUCAGAGAGUAAUUGCAGUGUGGACCACGACAUUCAUGGGGCUCUGGUGACCCAGAACUCAGUUAUGUCAGUCUUACUAAAUGCUCGUUAUAUAUUGGAAUGCAGCGACUCAGCUUAGGGCACAGGGUUGUUUCUGGAGAGCAAGAAAAAGCCUACAGUUUUUUGGUUUAUUCUGGAUUCACUGAAACACUGGAUUACAGAGCCAUUCCUUUGUCAGAAUGUGACAGUAGUUCACGUGGAAAGUGGAAUAAACAAGAGCUGUAGUGCUGUCCCAGGCAGAAGCAAAGCUGUCAGUAUUGCUGCUGAUAUUCUGAUCUCAUUCCAAACUCACAAGCUGUGCUGCACCACCUUAGGAGAAGGAAGAGGCAGCAGAGCAUCCACUGUAUAGUGUCUUAGUUUUUGUAGAGCACUUUGAACAAUCUGUUCAAACUGGGGCUGAAAUGAAUGGUGAAAGGGAAUUUGCUGCUGGUUUGGCUCAAAGUGGUAUAUAAUUUUUUAGAGGCAUUGCAGUUUUUUUACUUACCUGCAGGAAUGCAGGAGAUAAUGUGAAAUGCAAGUGAAACUACACAUGCAUUUUAUAUAUUAUUUGCGUCAGUUAGACUCAGGUAUUCUGACUGAAAGCUGCUUUCUGAGGUUGGGUACUGGGAAAGCUUGUGAGCACAUUAGUUAUCAGCCUCCUUCCGUCCCUUCCUGUCCAGAUAUCACGAGGUGUUUGUUGACUCAAAACAAGCUUACAAUUGUACAGCAUAGUUUAUGUUAUUCAUAAUUUCUUGGGCUGUGGAGAAAUUUUCAAUUUUUUUUUUUCCUUAGUAAUACAUCAGUCAGAAGUAUUUUCGAUAGUAGUGUUAAAAGCAAACAGUCUAAAAGUAUUACAGCGAUUUCAGAUCCCAGUAGAUUUAGAGAAAUCGAUUUCAGUUGCUUCAAGACUGAAAAGCAGAUCCAGAUUUUUUAAGACUCUUAUUGGAGCCCUGGGAUCUUUCAUUUUUAUAUGUGCAAUAGAUUUUAAACCAUGAAUUUGGAAAUGAACUUUCUUUAGUGCUUGUCCUUUUGGAUCUGUAGCUACUUGGACAGUGCUGUAUUCACAGAUAAGAUCUUAGAAAUGUACUUGUUCAUAUUUCUGGAAGAGGUGGUUCUCGCUGAAGUGCCCUUUCCCCUGUGGCAGUGGGUGUGAUGGGCAAAACAGGUAUGUGAUGGCAACAGGGAAGGCCAUUCCCCACUAACACUGGGGCCACUGACAGAACUGAUUGACUGGAAAGGCUGAGGGAGGUAUGUGAAUUUUUUAGUAAUUAUAACCUUUGAUUUGUAAAGUAAGAUAUGUCUUUGUUUUAUGCUGAUCCGUUUUGUUUGCUGCAGUUACAAGUUAUCCUUGGGACCACUAUUUAAAUCUUUUAGAGAAUAUUUAUCAUUCCGUGUACUAACGAUAGCUUAUGGAAAUGGAGAACUUUUACAAAUUAUUACUGAAAUGGAAUGUUACAAAUUAUUUAAAUGCACCUUUUUUGUUAUCAAAGGUACCCUGGGAGUGGCAGGACACAACAGGUCAGUGCAGAGUGCUAAUGUUCUUCCUGCUCAUUUGCCAGCAGUAACCCCUGCAAUGAGCUUUUCACAUACAUGUGCAGUGGAAUCCAAUCACUGUGGCCUUUGGCUGCACAACUGAUUGGUUGCUAAUACUUUUGUUUUCUUUGACAGAACAGCAAAUGAGGAAGGUGCUGUUGAAAUGUGGGAGGUAACACCCUCAGUGUUUUUGUUUGUGGAGCAGAUUUGUGCUGCUGAGGAGCUGAGCUUUGGCUAAAAGCUAAUCUUAAAAUUGGAAAUUAAAAGAAAAAAAGGAUAAAUUCAGUGACACUACGCAGGGCCUGGUGACUUGUGUUGCUUUGGCCUUGUGCCUUUGACUGAAGCUAGUAUUGAGCCCUUAAUUAUGACUGUGCUAUGGAUUGUAAAACUUGUGGGGUUUGGUGUUUCACCCAUACAGCUGCCUGACUGAGGCAACAGAGACAUUUCUUAGGAAAUGGAAUACAUAUAAAUGCUUACCAAAAAUAUUCUGGUUUUGAAGUCUUACACUAGUCUUAAUGUAAUUGAUUCUACAAAUGGGACUGCACGAGUCUGCAUUAUAUUAUUUUUGCCUUAUGACUGGUUUGAGAGUAAUAAUUCCCUAAUGAGUUAAGGAAGGGAGAGAAGAAUAAACCAUCACUUUCCCAAACACAUCCUGUCUUUUAGCUGAACCUUUUGGUCCAACUGAUUUCUACCUAGUUCUUGUUGGGACAUGGAAUCUCUGCAAACCAUGGCUUUAUUGUCCUCAGUCUUUAAACCUGAAGUUCAGAUUGUUCAGUUCUCGCUUCCCUCGAGAACAAAUGCUUGUUUCAGACCCCUGUAUCACCUGUGAAAUGGCACAAACUAAAGAAUCUGAACAAAGCUCAUCUGUUCUUCCUGUUCUUUUGCAAAGGUCAUUUUAAUUGCUUAUUUAUUUUUACUUUCUUAACUGUUGUGUCAGGUCAGUCUCUGAGCUCCACAACCCAUCUCUAUUCCAUGAUGUGCUCCCCCAGCACAACAGAAACUCGAAAGUUUCCCUUUGAGCACUCUGUGGUUCCUUGUUCCAAAGCCUGAACUUCCUGGUCCGUAACCUGCUCUGAUGCUUCAGCGUACUGGGAUGCUCUUGGCUUAAGUGGAAUGUUGUGGAAAGGCCACCACUGAGCCAGGGAUUCUGUCCUGCACAAAGAGCUGCAGUGGUUUCUCUCCAAGAGCUUGAGUGCCUGCCUAAUUAUAAUAGAUUUGGGAGUCUUAUACUUGGGGCUUUGAGCUACAGCUUAGGAAAAAAGUACAGACCUGUUUGCUCAAAGAAAAUUCAGCAGAUGGAUGAGACACAGUUAGCAUUUAAUCCCUGAACUUCUGAAAGAUGAAUUCUCAUUACAGGUCAUAGAAACUGGCAGUUUUACCAGGUGCCUGGUGUUGGCUGAGAGGCCCCUCGUGUUUCACAGGACUUUCCAGUAACAGGAUGCCAAGUUCAGGUACACUUGUAUUUACUCCUCCAAAUACCAGACAAAAAGUACACCUUGUUUGCAGUUCCAUACCAGUGUGAUGUUGGCAGUGAUGAGGGAUGAAAACAGGAAAGGUUUUUGCAAUAACACAGUUUUGUGACUUCUCCUUCACUUUAGGACUUCCCUUCAGCUGUGCACUCCUAGAAAUAGCCCUGCAGGGAAGUCAGCUCCUGAUUUCCAGUGCUACACUCAGUAUAUUUAACCAGACCAGUAAAAGUGACAGAACAGGGUAGCUUCAUGAAGCUUGUUGCUUCAACAGAAAAUUUAAGAUUUUUCUGACUUUGGAUUUAUUAAGAAGGGGUUGGGGUUUUUUUGUCUCUGAAACAUUGCUGGAGAUUGCUGUCCAAGUCUGGAGGCUUCCACUGAAAUCUGAGUUCCUGUUCUGUGUCACGUUCCCACGCUGGCCCCAUGCUGGCCCCACGUUGGCAGGUGACGAUGGAACAAAUGAGCCUUUGUUCAACAACCCCACACUGGGUUGUUGAGCACAGAGGAGGGGCUGCAGCCAUGGUCUGGUCUAGGUCACUCCUAGACACCCCAUGUUGGCACCCCAUUUUCCUUUUGUGAACCUCAAGUUGAGCCAGGAGCAGUGUUCCCAUGAUGCUCAAGAGCAGUGACUGCUGCUGUGUGGCUGUGGCUCUUCCCUUCAGCUCAGACAGCACCACACAAGCAGGGUUUUCCACUUAUCCCACGCUUGCUUGCCCAAGGCUUCAACACAUUAUGGAUGUUGGUGGCACUGGCUUCAGCCUUCUGCCAUGAUUUCUUUUUUAACACUGCUCAUCUGUCCUGGAAGUCCACAUGUAUCAUGUUUAUCUCUUUGACAUGGUGUCUGAAAACCUUUUAUUCAUCCAUCCAUAUCAGUCAGUGGGUGUUCCUCACACUGUGUGGAUUCCUUUGGGGCAAGAACUAUCUUAAAGUAGGAGCUCAGUGUAGUCCAGUACAAGGAGAUUAAAGAACUUUUGCCCUUCUGGAAGGUCAGCAGACACCUGGGCCUCCUUUCCCUCCAAAGCCCAAACCCAACCCUGGCUGCAGGGGUAACUUGCAGUGAUUUCCCAAAAAAGACUCUCCCUGAGCCUGGCUGUGUUCCUGUACUGCUGGGUUGGUGUCACUGGGUGCCUGCUUGUGGGACUCAGGGGUGCUGUUAGAAAGGGAAUACAAACAAGAUGCAAUCCUUGCUCUCUGCUUUUUUUUUUUUUUUUUUUUUUUUUUAAUGUGCUGCUAAUCCUGAAUAAUGCCUGGGGUACAGAAAAAUCUGAAUUCCAGAACAUUGAGGGCUCUAAGCAUGGAGGAUGAACAUGAGUCCAGCACCUCACUAAGGCUGGAUGUGGCACCCUUGCAUAAGCCACAGCUGGAGCAACAAACACAAAGCCUAACUUGAGCAGGAGCAGAAGAGAUGGUGGCAGCUCUGAGCAGGGCCACUGCAGGCUUUCAUCUGCAGGAACAGAGGAUUUGUGUCUUCCUGAAGAUGUAGUGCCACUGGCAGUCUUACAGAAGCUUUCUUGGGGACUGGAGUUGACUAAUUGGGUCUUCCUUGUUGUCCUUCAUUUACAUGUAUCUGAAGUAGCUGACAAAGGAAUGGAUCCAUCUGUUCCUGCUCUCUCCAGCAUUCCUGGGGGAGUGCUGGGGGGGAUGGGGCACAAGCUUCAGCCUUUUGUUCUAUAGAACAGGGCAGAGGAUUGUGGGUCCUGUGUCAGCACCCUAAUCAUUGUGAAAUAUCAGCAGUGGCUCUGGGAAACAGCCCUCCUGUGACCAGGGAGGGCCCAGCAGAGCAAACACUGACACAAAGCCUGUUUGAGCAGGGUCAGGACAGCGGAGGCACUGCUGUGACUGUGCUGCACAAGCAAUAGAAACCUGUGGGGACCCAGGAGAUCUCUCCACUAAAGUCAUAAAAUCACUGUAAAUGGAUUAACUGAGGCAGCAAUCACUGUAAAUGGAUUAACUGAGGCAGCCAGUUGAUUACUAGGGUUUAAUCUUUUUGCAAUUAUGCUAGUAAUUAUUGGUGCAUAGUCAUUCCAGUAGGUAAGAAUCCAUGUUUCUGUGCAAAGGUGAGUUACUGCAUUUCUCCACCUGGGAAGGUGAGAAGGAACCCUUUUUAUCUUCUUCGGUUAUACUACCAAGCCAUGGAAUUAUAUCACACACUAAUAAACUUUGAUAUCACACACUUUAAUAAACUUGUAAUUUAUUUUAAAAAGC